Messenger RNA from Cotesia congregata, 957 nucleotides. The record is from the annotation of a GenBank genome assembly. NCBI's taxonomy places the organism in Eukaryota, Metazoa, Arthropoda, Insecta, Hymenoptera, Braconidae.
AUGGCAACACGUUGGGGAAUUGCUAGUGCUGGGAAAAUUUCCCAUGAUUUUACAAACGCUGUGGCUACAUUGCCUAAUAAUGAGCACGAGGUUGUUGCUGUCGCUGCACGUGAUAUAAAACGUGCUGAAGAGUUUGCUAAACUGCAUCGUAUUAAAAAAGCUUAUGGGAGUUAUGAGGAAUUGGCAAAAGAUACUGAUGUUGUCGCAAAAUUGAUGUUAAAUCAUGGAAAGCACGUACUUUGCGAAAAGCCAUUGACGAUGAACUUGAAACAGACUACAGAGUUGAUAAACUUUGCCAAGUCCAAAGGUUUAUUUUUGAUGGAAGCUAUUUGGAGUAGAUGCUUCCCAGUCUACGAAGCUGUUAAAAAAGCGAUCAAAGCCGGAGAAAUCGGAGAUGUCAAACAAGUUAUCGUAUCAUUUGGCUUUGCUAUGGAGCAUGUUGACCGUUUAAAUGUCAAAGAAAUGGGCGGUGGGACAAUCUUGGAUCUUGGAGUUUACACUCUACAAUUGGCUCAGUUUGUUUAUGAUGGAGAAAAACCGAUAGAUGUAAAAGCAGGAGGCUUCUUGAAUGCUGAUGGGGUCGACAAGUCCAUGUCAGCUACUUUGAUCUAUAAAAAUGAUCGCACGGCCACGAUAAUGACACACUCAGUGGUAACUUUACCAAAUGAAGCUGUUAUCAUCGGCACUAAAGGCGUGAUCAAAAUCCCGACCUUCUGGUGCCCAGUGACGGCUGAAUUGCCGUCUGGAAAAAUAAAGUUCGACUUGCCAAAGGCUCCACAUGAAUUUAAUUUCGUCAAUAGUGCUGGACUUCGUUAUGAAGCCGCUGAAGUUCGGGCUUGUCUCCAAGCUGGCUUAAAAGAAAGUCCUAAAGUCUCUCAUGCCGAAUCUUUAAUGAUUGCUGAGCUGGAAGAUGAAUUGCGUCGUCAAAUUGGAGUUGUGUAUCCUCAAGACAAAUAG